CGUCAGCUAGGUCUCCGCCGCGCGGCGGCAGCGGUGUCCCACAGCCGCAGCGUCCGUCCAGCGCGCAUCGCAGGCGGCCGCCGCUCUCCGCUCUCCCCGGCCGGGACCAGGACCAGGACCAGGACGCCUCUCCGCCCCGCGCAUGCAUCGGCUGUGAGCCCCUCCGCGCCUCUCCGCCCCGCCAUGUCCUCGGCCGUCACCGAGACGGAGGAGUCGGCGCACAGCUCCCCGCUGACCCCGCUCAAGCUGGUGGGGCUGGUGUGCGUCUUCCUGGCGCUCUGCUUGGACGUGGGAGCCGUGAUGAGUCCUGCGUGGGUGACCGCCGACGACCAGUACUACCUGUCCCUGUGGGAGUCCUGCUGGAAGCCGGGCAGCUAUGAGAAGUGGCAGUGCAGCAGCACGCUGGGCUCAGACUGGCAGGUUGCCACGCUAGCCCUGUUGCUAGGGGGCGGAGCCUUGGUGCUGAUGUCAUUCCUAGUGGCUCUGGUCGCCGUGUGCAUCGGCACGAGGCGACGGUUCUACGCUCCUGUUGCCUUCAUGCUCUUUGCAGCAGUUGUCCUCCAGGCCUGCAGCUUGGUCCUCUACCCCAUCAAGUUCAUCGAGAGCAUCAACCUGCGGAUCUAUCACGAGUUCAACUGGGGCUAUGGGCUGGCCUGGGGAGGCACCAUCUUUUCCUUUGGCGGGGGAAUCCUCUACUGUCUCAACCCCAAGAGCUACGAGGACUACUACUAGCUUCCACUGAUGCUGGGACUUCACAGCUACAUGGUGGCUAAGAAGUAGACAGGGGUGGGGGGGUUGGGUAUGUUUUUUUAACUGCUGAUUUACCUGGAUGUGUUGGAAACACAUUGGCCCAAAUGUAGUCAGAAGCUUUGAUCCUUGGAAACCAAACGGAUGGUCAAGAUAUUACUUUUCUUGCCUCUUGUCAAAAGAAUUGUGAUCGUUUGAUGCAAAUUCAGAGUUGAACUGACUUAGCAGAUUGAUCUUAGCAGGGAUUGGGCUGGUUUCUAAAUGGUUUAAUGCUAGGACUUGUGAAACUCUCUUCUGAAAACUACUGAUGGCAGUCUCAUCAACUCCGCCUCUGCCCUGGCUUCAAAAACCCAGCGUUUGGUCUCUGGUCAUUACAGCAGUCUAGCAUGUAGACUCCUGGAUCCCUUCACGUCCAGCUCCACCGUCAGAUCUUCCGCUUGGUUAGAUGAGCCGAUCUUUCUUUUUCAGCAUCCUGUGGAGUCUCUGAACAUUGACAAGGUUGUGGAAGUGGAUCACAUCCUCAUAAGUUGUCGACAGACAGAGUCUUCCUGAAGGAAGGUGAGGGCAGAAAUAAAGUAAAGUAAGACACUCAGUCAAUAUUCUGUUAUCGACCCACUUGUCUGUUACCAGGGCAACCCACAGGGAGUGCACAUGCGGCUGUCAUGAUUGAUUAGCCAUGGUCAGGAGUUGUAAGACAGUACGGCCCUCCGAGGCCUCCAAGCGUCUUCGAUUGCCCAUCGAGCAGAGUUUCUCCGACCACCUGUCAUCUGGUGUAGCGUCUCCCCCUCCGGUAAUACGCUUUGAGAAAACAGAGUGUUGUUGCUUAUUAUGCGCCAUAUUUUCAGCCCAUCAGUGGUCAGGUUUACAUGCACAACAGCCGUGUUAUAAAGGAGGAAUGUCCUGAAUGGCAUCGGGUAAUUAUGCACUCGUCUGAUGGAGAUCCCUCAGGGCAUUCAUGUCUCGUCUAAUUUCCUGACUGCGUUUGGCAAUAUUACUCAACCCAGAUAGGGAUGAAAAGGAUGCUCUGGCAUAGUCGGCUGCAAAAAAACUAUGUCUACACUCCAAAGUGAUAGAUUUGCUACAUAAAUGCAUUCAAAUUGGUGUAGAUAAAGGAUGACUAUUCAAUAUUUACUCUUACAGAGAACAGUUAGUUGGAGAUUAUUCAACUUGUACCAAAUGAUAAUUGGCUCACGUAGUACUUCAAGGUUCCAGAGACUAUUCAAGAAUUCACUCUUCAUUUCCCUCCAUCUGUGCCUUUCUCCAAGUCAUCAACACAUUAGGCUGUGAGAUCCUACGUUCAGGAUAUGUGCGAACAGGCAGAUCAGGUAAAGGAAGAGUUGCAGGUCCUACAGCUGUUCAUUCUGGUAUGAUCCAUUGGAACUCGCAGGUUGGGUGUCAUGACUUCCCAAAAAGAAAAGAAUCCUCAAUUUAAAUCUAAAAUAUCUUGCCCUACAGGUAAAAAAUGUUGUGAUAGCUUUAAUAGGAAACCGUGGGAUGUGCCUCGCACAAGUAUUCAUGCUCCCUCUUAGGUCUCCACAUUUUUUCCUGUUACAACCUCAAACUUUGAUAUUUUGUAUUGGGAUUUUUGUGAUAGAACAUCAUAAAGUAGUGCAUAAUUGUGAAAGGGUAAAAAUACACCUAUGGUAAAGAUUGGACAAGUAUGCCUUACAUUCGUAUUAACCCCACUUUGUUUUGAUGCAUUUACAUAAAAUUCAGUGUAACCAAUUCUUCAGAUCUCAACUAAUUAGUGAGCCGAGUCAACUUGUGUUUAAUUUAACCUCAGUAUAAAUAUAGUUGUUCUGUGCAAGUGCUGUGACUGGGGUGGAGGUUCACCUUCCUGCAGGUCAACAAACCUGGCAUAAUGAGCUACAACUUAAAUGAUUUAGUGUUAUAAUGGCCCAGUCAAGGCUCUCCUUUCAAUCUGACUGAACUAAAGGGGUUUUGUGAAGAAGAAUAAAUAAUGUGCCAAGCUGGUAGAAACAAAUCUCGGCCUGAAUUGAAAUGCAUACAGAGGGAAUUUCUGAAUGUGUUCACAAGACAAAGCAGAUCUCAACUUUGAGAAAAACGUUGUAAUUACGGGAAUCUAUCGAGUUUUUUAAAGUGGAGUUCUGCCGUGAACGUAUGAGUAGUUAAUGGCCUACUUGUAGUGCAUAACUCUUUGAGUCCAUUGCUUUAGGUAUUUAGCUUUUUAACAGAGGCUAAAUCUUACAUAUAGUUCAGUCGUCUGGGGUACUCUUGUUGUAUUUCAGACUAGGAACUGUGAAAAUCUGACUUGCGAGUUUGAAUAGAACAUACCAGGCCCUCUGUUGAACUGGGGACCUUGAGCUCUGGCUAGGUUUGCUUGUCUCUCUGGCUAGCUAUCAGUAAAGAUUUUAUAUUUCUUAUGCUGUUUGUGGCAUAGAAAUAUUUACUUCUGAUUUUAUCAGUUUUAUUUUAGACUCUAAAUUGGAGAAUUUAAUCAAAGGCAGUCUAAACUGCAAGAUAACCAUUUAGUUUAGCAACAUUACCCUAUGGCAGAUGUUAGCUUUAGCAUAGUUAGCGGCUAAGGGUUAGCCAGUUGCAGCAUUUUCAGAGCUCACAAAUCAUUCCUGUCUUGGCUGACACGCAGUCAGAAUUUCUUUUUUCUACCAUUUCUCCAAAAUGCUGCCACACAAACAAUUUAAGCGUGAUGGCUGCUUCUUGAAAACUUAUUUGGUCGAGUAUUCUCAGCCAGCCCAACUACAAGUCUUUAUUAGCCAACACUUGGCCUCACUUAGACUGGCGUGUGAACAGACAAAUGAAAAGGUCUAUUCCUGUGUGUAUCUAAGCGUGGCUGCUGACUCCGACUGUUCAGAAGUUGUUCCUACUGAGAAGUUCAGACUAUGUUCAGCUGGUAAAUGUCAGGAAUGGACACGCAGCUCAAUAUGUAGUUUCUAGUGGAAGACAUUGUGAGACGUGUCUAGUUAUUGAGAGAAGGAAAAUGUCACAAUCAAUCGAGCCAAGGACACAUAUUGGUAGAAAGUAAGUCUGGUAUUUUACUUGCAUUACAGAAAUAAUCAUCUGACCGUGGUAGAUUUCUCUCGCUUCCCCUGCCUCCUAAUCUUGGUCUGAUAUUUUUAUUCAUGUUGUCAUAUUCUCUUUUAUUUAUUGAUUUUAUUUGAUGUAUUUUUCUGUCAUGUAUACGUCUUUUUAUGAUUGUACACCACCUUUUCUUCUGGUUCCUUACAGGACAUUUUCACUUGCUUAUUAGUAACCAGCUCCUUUUUUUUUUCUUUUCUUUUUUUUUCACCGGGAAAAAGUAUUUGUCCCCUUACAGAUUGCAGGAAAUGCAGCUUUAUAAGCUAUCCUAACCAACCUGACCCUAGGUGAAAUUAUAGGCUGUAGUCAUUUUCUCUAGCCUCACUCAGACAUGAUUGUGGCCGAUUGUCUGAAAUAGAACCUGUAUGACAACAUGAAGUAGGUCAAAAGAUCUGAAAACACAAUAGCUAAUACCUUAAGCUAAAUAAAUUCAAGCUACAUUCCUAGCUUGAAUCAAGCUUGAAAGCCUGGAGUGACAUUAAACAGAGACAUCAUGCUUGAAAAGCCUCUGACGAUGCAGAACACGGAGAACAAUUCUGCAAAGAAGAGAUGGCUAGAAGUCCUUUGUUUUAAAAUGGCUUUUUAUAUUUACUCUGGUUAUCCUUCUGUGAAAAAAGCUUUUCUUUUACAUCUAAAUGAUCCAAGUGUGAAUAAAAAGCAAUAGCAGAAAAAAUCUGUAAGGAGGUAAAUACUUUUGGUAUUUAGUUUUUUCAGUGAACAGUCAGAGGUACCAAGGAUUUCUACUACGCAGAAGUAUCAAAUGAAAGAGAAGAUUGUAUUUGAUUAUAAUAUUUAAUGUUUAAUUUACUACAGUACCUAAGUUAGUAUUCUAUAGCAUAUAUGCUAUCUUUGUCUAUUUUGUUUUACCCUAUAUUGUGCAUUUUGUAUCCUUGAUUACUUUCCUUUCUUUGGCAACAUUUUCCUCCACCCCAUUCUCCAGGUGUGUGGGGAUUUGAAUGCAAAGCAGCUCUUCUGCGGAUAUUUGGUGAUUCAAGCAGUGUCUUUCAUUCUCUGUCCCCUUCAUUGUCACAUAUUUACCGCGGAGCUGUCAAGGAACCAUCAUCCAAAAAUAGGAUCCAGGCCGACUCCCUAGCCACCCAAACAAAUAAAGGACUUGGAAGGCAGCCAUGUGCUUCAAGGAACUGACAGAAGUCCAUUCAUUUUAUGUCAACCAGCGUAGACGCUCCUACAUGUGGAGGGCGUAUACAGUGAAAGGUUUAUACAUUGUGAAAAAAAAACACUCCUCAUUAUUUUUCAAUCCAUGAACGUGUUGAAGUCCUUUUUAAUACCUUCCUAUGUACUUUUCUUUCUGAUACAGACUAACAGUUAUUUUGUAAAACCAAAAUGUUUUUUUCUGUUUGGACUUUACGUCUUCAUGCAAACUGAGUUCUUAGUGGAAAAAAACCCCAGCCAUUUUAUGACAGAACUACACUUUUCUGGAUGUUAUUUUGAACGAUUUUUCAUCUGUAGCAGAACUCUGCGUCUACUGUGUGUCUGUUGGGUAAAAAAAAAUCUGUGAUAUACUUUUUGCCAGCAGGUACCGGUAAUAUUGACAACAGCUGAAAUUUCAAAGGAAGGUCCUCAGUAAUGGCUAUAGCAGUGCCAGACGGAAGAUUCUCACAUCAGAUCAGAAAAAAACAUCCUCAGUGCUGUGGUGGUUUACUUUGCAUAUUCGUUAAAUCACUGGACACCCAGUCCACACCUAUAUAGAUUUAAAAAAAGUCUGCUUUAAUAAGCGUCUUUAAGAAUCUCAUUUCAGAUAGUUGUUUGGUCUAGUAGAUAAGCAAGCUUUACCAUUAACAUUUUCUUCUAUGGAAAUCAGGGGGAAAAAGACUAUUAAUCAAAUUAGUCAUUUAUAAACUAUUCCAGCAACAAAAUGCACUCCUUUAGUUUAUUUAUUUAGUAUCUGGUUACAACAAAAGUUUUUUCAAGGUGCUUAACAAGAAAAACAAAGUGAACUAACUUAAAGUGCACAAAGAUACACAAUAAAUCAAAUCACUACAAAAGCAAGGUGCAGUUGGUUUUAGAGAAUCUUUAGCCAGGCACUGCUUUAUCAAUGCUGGAGAUCUUUUUAAUGUUGACAUUAUCGUGACCUGCCGGCACAGCGUAUAGGUACAACAAUAACUUUAAUUUGACUCUUGCAGACAUAUUGUUCCAAAAGCAGUGUUUUGUUUUUUUUAUUUUAAUUCUGCCUUUCUGUUCUCCAGGCUUAUGAAUGUUCAGCUUCUUUUAUUUUUAUACUUCAUUUGCUAUGACAAUUAUUAUUUUUUUUCUGAUUGUGCCAUUAAAGCUUAAUAAGGGUGUUUUGCUAACGAGUAGCCCCUCACAUUCUAACAGAUCCGGGGUUAAAAUGUGCUUUAGUACAUUAUUUCUGCAUAACGUUGUGAGGAUAGCCUGAUGCUUAUUAAUGUUUAUACGCUUUGCCCCAAACCGAGGCUUCCUGAUGUAUUUUCAAACUCAGGAAAUUGCUGCAAGUACAUGUUCAUAUUCUUUGAACUUUUCCACAUUGUCUGUGCACAUCAGAGGACCUACAGUUCUGCAGUCAGACUGAAUGGAGAGCAUCUGCACUCAACGUUUGAUCUGGACUUUGACUGGUCCCAUUUAGGCUUUUGUCUUGUUGGACGGUGAAUUUCCAGCAGCUUUUGACGGGUUUUCCUUCUAGGAUUAUCCUGUAUUCACAUCCAGCCGUCCAUCCUCACACUGACCAGCUUCCCUGUUUCAGCUGAAUAAAAAUAAAGAGAACCCAGCAUGAUGCUGCCACCACCUUGCUUUACCAUGCAGAUGAUGCAGAACACCCUGAGAAGUUGGUUUACCAUGCAUCAUUUUCAUUCCACUUAACAAUUAUGCACUACUUUAUGCUGAUCUAUCAUGUGAAAAACGAGAUAAAUAUGCUAAAGAUGGUGGUUGUAGCGUUACAAAAUGUGGAAAAGUUCAAGGGCUGUGAAGUUGUUCGUUAUUAACCCUGGAUUUUAAGCUAAUUUCACUACCUGAGUCAAAUUUGAAGGAACCGUUUUCUUUUAAUUUCUUACUUUGGGAGCCGCCGUGGUUGUAGCAAUGAGCUUCUGAUUUGAAAAGAAACAGCAAAUGCUUCAGCAGAGGUUGCUUUUUGACCGAUUGGGUCAGUAUGAAUACAGUUAUGUUUUUGUUUGAAAGAACAGGAAAAAAAAUGCUGUUUCCAUGUCCCUCCCUCACCCAUAUGAUGUUAGAUUCAUUAGUUUCUGGCCGAUGUCGAUCCCCUGCGUGUUUUAGUCCAGGUCUGACGUAGCUGUGACUGAUAGCAUUUGUUUGCUUAGUAACUUACUGAUGAAAAGUAGAGGCUUGUAAACAGAAACAGCUCCUUUUUUAAAGCAUCCUUUCCCAGUAGACUGAAGGGAAACACUGUCUAAUGAUGUGCAUAGGGAUUUAGAGUCCGUUUAUGUGUGCGAACGACUGCACAACUGUGCAAGUACGUGUGGCAGGCAGAAAAAAGUGUGUAUUUGUGCAUGUGUGCUGGCAUGUUUUAGAUGCCAUUGUAGAGAUGUCACUAAUCAGCAUUUAUCUCUUUCUACACAUUAAAGCACUGAACUGAA
Messenger RNA from Fundulus heteroclitus (mummichog), 7373 nucleotides. RefSeq names its product transmembrane protein 47. The record is from RefSeq and is a predicted model, not a curated record. Lineage: Eukaryota; Metazoa; Chordata; Actinopteri; Cyprinodontiformes; Fundulidae. Gene Ontology annotation, cellular component: cell-cell junction; membrane. Bases 184 to 732 code for a protein of 182 amino acids. Gene Ontology annotation, biological process: cell-cell adhesion. The transcript has 4 exons.